Mugil cephalus (flathead mullet) is the source of this 1494-nucleotide messenger RNA. RefSeq names its product mitochondrial ribosomal protein L45 (gene mrpl45). The record is from RefSeq and is a predicted model, not a curated record. Gene Ontology annotation, cellular component: mitochondrion. NCBI's taxonomy places the organism in Eukaryota, Metazoa, Chordata, Actinopteri, Mugiliformes, Mugilidae. The transcript has 8 exons. The coding region runs from base 39 to 986 and encodes 315 amino acids.
CUCGCAGAUUGACACUGGUGGUAGUGAGUGGAGGCAAGAUGGCGGCGCCCAUGAGGAGGACGCUGGUGGCCCUUCACAGGACAACAUGUAUAAAUUUAAAGAACGCUGAGGCGUCGCUAGACGUGCGACAUCCCGUCCCGCUUUACCUGCCGGUCCGGACCAAGAAGCGGUACUUCAUCCCUCCAGCUGUUGGGGUGAAGGGGAGGGAGGAAGUGAACCCAGAGGCCAAGGCCAGAGCGGCGGGCACCGUCAUGAGGCAGCAGUUCUUUGAGCGGCCCAUCAACAUCUCCUGCACCGCUGGAGUCUUGGACCCUUACGUCCCCCCAGAGGGCGAUGCUCGUCUGUCCACUCUGUCUAAAGAAGGCCUGAAGCAACGAACCGAGCAGAUCCGACAGAGCGCCGCCUCACAGCUGGCGAUUCGUAAAAUCAAAGAGCACGACGCGACUUUUUCGACCAAGGACUUCGCGGUGCAGGCUCAGGAAAUCUUCAUCGAGGCCCACAACGCCCUGACGCAGUUCAACAAAGAGAAACUUCACUCCCUGGUGACAGAGAGGUGUUACCCCGAGAUGACUCGGGGAAACCGCUACAAGACGAUCCGCUGGCGGUUCAUCGAGUCCCUGGAGCCUCCCAGAGUGGUCCAGACCCGCUGCCCCGACAUGCUGACCAAAGGCAACCUGUACGGUCAGGUGACGGUCCGCAUGCACUCCAAGCAGACUCUGGCCAUCUACGACCGCUUCGGGAGGCUGAUGCUGGGCAGCGAGGAGCAGCCGAAGGACGUCUUGGAGUACCUGGUCAUGGAACGACACCUCAUCAACCCCUACGGCCGCUGGAGGUUACACGGGAAGAUAGUGCCGUCCUGGGCUCCUGCCAAGGACGCGAUUAUUAAGACGGUGGCGAUUCCUGGUCCAGAGCUGGAGCCGUGGGAGGAAUUCGACGCCCUCAACUAUGAAGUUCCCAAACCGGCAGCAGUACAGUGGUAUAAAUAGACCACCAGGUGGCACUGUUCUUUACACCAAACCACAGCAGGAGACUUUGUUAGCAGUCAUGGAGCCAGAGGCUGUAAAAUGUUUAGCUAGUGUGGUUGUAGUUUGUUAACAACAAGCUCUUCACUGUUUGAAAAAGAAUAUUUGCAGCAUCUGAUGUUUUAGGAUGUUGUCACUGCUUCUUUAUGAACAGUAAAUCCAAUAGCAAUGGUCCAAUAUAAUAACAGUUCUCUCUUUUUUUUUUUUUUUUGAUUUGUUACACAUAUUUUUAUGUUUUUGUCGAGAGACUAAUUUAAAUGUGUCCAUUUGGGGGAAAAAAAUAAAACAAACAAGAUCUACAGAAAUUGAAUGGUUUAUUAUUAUUGUUUCUUUGAUGAAUAUACUGCAUGUUGACCUCAGGAAAUACAAAAAUAAAGUGUCCCAGCUGCUUUUUCUUCACACCAGUACAUGUCAGUGCAAAUCAAGGUUACAGCAACAUCAUCGUGUUUUUAGGUGUUUUUUUUUUUUUUUU